AUGUUUGCUAUACGACAAUUUUCAUACGUCAUUUUAAAACGUUUGUGUUCACCCUUUGUUAUUCGUUAUGAAUCAACUACAACUACUGAUCUAAUUAAAACGUCUUCAUCUGAUAUUGAACGAAAAUCAACCAUUGAUUAUACACCAUGGGCAACAUCAGAAUUAAAUAGAUUAAUUAAUUAUUUAUCUAUUCGAAUUCAAAAUGUUGGGCCUAUAACUGUCGCUGAUUUUAUGCAUGAAGCAUUAUCAAAUCCAAAAUAUGGUUAUAAUACGCGACAUGAAGUCUAUGGUAAAAAAGGUGAUUUUAUCACGACACCUGAAAUUAGGCAAUCGUAUGCUGAAUUAUUAGCUAAAUGGAUUAUGCAAGAACAUUCAACAAUUGGUGGAAAUGUUUUACAAUUAGUCGAAAUGGGACCUGGUCGUGGUCUAUUAAUGAAUGAUAUUAUUAAAAUAUUAAAAAAAUACAAAUAUUCUAAUACACAUACAUUUUUUGCUUUAUAUGAAAAAAAUCUACUUAUGCGACAACGUCAAGCUGAAACAUUACUUGGUCGAUCGUUUAAUCCAUUAAUAGCAAAUGAUUAUCGAAUAAAAGAUGGUAAUUAUUCUCUUAUAUGGUUCGAUGAUUUUAAACAAUUACUUUCUUAUGAUACAUAUUUUAUUGCAAAUGAAUUUUUUAAUGUGUAUCCUAUACAUAAAUUUCAAAAAACAUCAAAAGGUUGGAAAGAAGUUAUGAUUGAUUGGAAUCCAAUAACAAAACAACUUCAAUAUGUUUUAUCAUUAAAACCAACACCUAUGAUUAGACUUUAUGAAAAUUUUCUUAAUAGUAUCAAAGAUAGACAACAUAUAGAAAUCAGUCCACAACGCGCAAUGAUAAUGCAAGCCAUGUGUACACAUUUAACAACAUAUGGUGGUUCAGCUUUAAUAGGUGACUAUGGUCAUUGGGGUGAAAAAGGUGAUACAUUUCGUGCUUUUCGUAAAGAUGAAAUAGUCGAUCCACUUUCGGAUCCUGGUAAUAUUGAUAUAGUAUCAGAUGUUGAUUUUGAAGAAUUAUCAAAGCGUGGUAUGCAAGUACCAAAUGGUAAUAUUUAGUGGCGUAACCAAAGACGGCUGACCCUUCCUGUCCCUGAUCAAAGUCACGAUAGCUAAACUCCGCCACAAGCUUCUACACUAAAAAGAGUAGAGUUAACUGACAAACGAACUUUCUGAGACGUCUUCUUCCGAUUUUAAUGAUUUCUUUUGCCUAUAGUUAUUACUUAGGGCAUACGAAAAGUUCUGACCACGGUGUUUAAAAGAUCUUUUCGGAUAAGGUAACCUAUUCAGAAAUGAAAAACUAAAUAUGCCAUGUUGUAGAACUUUUUGAGGCACAUCGAAUGGUAUAUAGUAAAUAUUGUUUUCAUAAGACUUUGAAGGAACUAAAGUCGAUUUACUGAUAGAUGACUACACUCCCACGCCCAUUCCACACUGACAAGAUGACCGGAGAUGCUACGUAUAUGAGGUUGUAACCCGUCAAAAACUCUACAAAAUCGUAUGUAAGAAAAAAAAAAUUUUACAAAUACUUUCGACUAAUACUAAGGACUACAAUAUGCAGUAACCUAUCAUGCUUGGGUGUGGGUGUAAGUGUGUAGUCGUCUAUCAGUAAAUUGACUCUAGUUUCUUUAAAGUCUUAUGAAAACAGGAUUUACUAUAUACCAUUCGACACGCCUGGAAAAGCUCUACAACAUGAUAUAUUUGGUUUUUCAUUUCUCAAUGCGUCCCCCUAUUGAAAAAGAUUCUUUAAACGCUGUGGCCAGAACUUUUACUAUGACCUAAGUAUAUAGUGCUCU
Rotaria sordida is the source of this 1823-nucleotide messenger RNA. The record is from the annotation of a GenBank genome assembly. NCBI's taxonomy places the organism in Eukaryota, Metazoa, Rotifera, Eurotatoria, Philodinida, Philodinidae.